AUGUUAGCAAAAGUUAUCAGUCAUCUUGGCUUUGUUAGUCCUUUCUUUCAAUCAUUGGAAGAAACACGAGGUGCUUUAGCACCCAUAUUCCGCUUGAUCGACGAGAAAUAUGAUACCAUCGUCGGUGAAAAUGGUGUUCAAUUGAGUGGCGGUGAAAAGCAACGCGUGGCUUUGGCUCGUGCUCUUGUAAAGCAGCCAGCCUUGCUUUUAUUGGACGAAGCAACAAGUGCUCUUGAUAAUACCAGUGAAAAGAUUGUUCAAGAAGCACUCGAUCGAGCUUGUAAAGGAAGAACAACUAUUGUAAUCGCUCAUCAUUUGGGAACAAUUCAAAAUGCACAUCGCAUUUAUGUGUUGGAUAAUGGAUGUGUCAUCGAGCAAGGUACACACGAGACAUUGAUGUCCAAACAAGGAAGUCGAUAUCGUGAAAUGAUGAAAGCUCAACAGAAAAUAAAAAUAGAAAAUGAUAUCGAUGAAACAACAAGCCUCACGCAAAUAGAAGAAGAUGAUCAAAAGCAGAUAUCGGAACGUGCUGGACAUCAUAGCUAUAAUGAACUUAAUGAUGAAGACAAAUACACUGCAUUUGCUGUAUCUGGCUCAAAAUUGACGGAACGUAUUCGUGCAAAAGCUUUUUCACACCUUCUACGUCAAGAAGUGGCUUUCUUUGACCGUCUUGAAAAUAGUUCUGGAGCUAUUUGUAAUCGUCUCUCAUCUGACGCAUUGGCUAUUCAGCAGAUGGCUGGUAGUCGUCUAGGCAUCGUUUGUGAAUCAAUUGCAACGUUUGGAAUUGGUAUUGUUCUCGGAGUUUUGGUCAGUUGGCAAUUGACUUUAAUCGCACUCUUCUAUAUUGUCUCUUUAUUUGUUAUUGCCUUCAUGCAAAUACGUUGGCAAGCACGAUUGAACAAACGUUCUAAUUGUAUUCUUGAAUUAGCAAGUUCAGUAAGACCAACAUUUCCAUUACAACAUCAUCUACACUGA
This is a messenger RNA of Rotaria sp. Silwood1, 975 nucleotides long. The record is from the annotation of a GenBank genome assembly. NCBI's taxonomy places the organism in Eukaryota, Metazoa, Rotifera, Eurotatoria, Philodinida, Philodinidae.